GCCAAUCAGCGAAAGGCUAGGAGGCGGGUUCGCGCGCCUCGAGCCGAGCCCGACGACUGCAUUUUCGGGGUCGUGGACAAAAGAGCGAAGCGGCGAGUUGUUGGGAAAGAGACGUCUUUGCUUAAAACGGUUUCUCUCCCACCGCCCCCCCUCCCCCUGUACGACGGUAUCGAAUUCUUUUUAUUCGGUAAAAGAUCUCGGUAUCGAACAGUGCUUUGACCAGUCGGGCCCUUAUUUUUGUGGAAGCUUCUAGUUUUCUUUCAAGUUACAUAACAGCCGCGGCCUCGGUCGAGAGACUCAAGUUUCCUUCCUUACAAGUAUUUUUGGAGGGCCGGUGGGGGGAAAAAUGUCUUCGGUGGACUAUUACGAGUCGACGGACUAUCUGGACGAAUAUUACGAAUCCUCCCGACACCCGUCUAAACGGCUCAAGGUCGACGAAAGCGACACCGAUUUCGACAGCGAGGAGGACGAGGGACGCGACGUUGGCGGCUCGGAUGCCGGGGAUCGUGAUAGAGAUCGGGACCGAGAUAGAGACAGAGACAGAGACCGAGAUCGUGAUCGACCAAGAAGUCAAUACAAGACUGCCCCAUCACCUGUGGUUCAUGUCCGUGCUCUAUGUGAUUCCGUCAUUGAAGCUGAUCUGGUGAAAGGUGUUGACCGAUUUGGACUCAUAAGCUAUGUGAUGAUGUUGCCCAACAAACGACAAGCUUUGGUGGAGUUUCAAGAUUUGCGAAGUGCCCAGAAGUGUGUUGCUUACUCUAAAAGGCGGAUUGUCAAUAUUGCCGGACACCCCGCAUUCUUCAAUUUCUCUACCAGUCAAAGGAUUACUCGCCCUGGGGGCCCUGAAGACCCAAAGCAUGUCAACAAUGUUUUGUUCUUAUCCAUUCAGAAUCCUCUUUAUCCAAUCACAACGGAUGUUCUGUACACUGUCUGCAACGCGUGUGGUCCAGUCCUGCGUAUUGUAAUAUUCAAGAAGAAUGGAAUACAGGCUCUGGUUGAAUUUGAUUCAGUCCAAAGUGCCCAAAAGGCUAAGGCUUCUCUGAAUGGUGCAGACAUUUAUUCUGGUUGCUGCACACUAAAAAUAGAGUACGCAAAGCCUACUCGACUGAAUGUGUUCAAGAAUGAUAGCGAGUCCUGGGACUACACUAAUCCUGAUCUGACUGCACGAGAUGAAAGAAGGCGACAAGGACAGCCAGCCCUUCUGGGAGAUCACCCUUCAACAUAUGGGGGCUUUCAAGCCAAUCCAUUGGCAUUGACACACAGAAUGGAUGCUCGCUCUUCCAACAGCAGACCCAUGCACCUGUACUCAGCUCCUGACUUUGAGUUUGUGCCCCAAGGCAAGGUUAUAAUGAUUUAUGGACUUAAUCCGCACAAAAUGAAUUGUGAAAAAAUCUUCAAUCUUCUCUGCCUCUAUGGCAAUAUUGAAAAGGUCAAGUUCAUGAAGAGCAUGCCUGAUGCUGCCAUGGUGGAAAUGGGUGAUGAAUUCUCUGUGGAGCGAGCUAUCACCCAUCUAAACAGCGUAGAGAUGUUUGGAAAGAAACUUAACUUGUGUGUCUCUAAGCAGGCAUCGAUUGUGCCAAGUCAGUCGUAUGAGUUGGUGGAUGGUACUGAUAGCUACAAGGAGUUCACCAACUCGAGGAAUAACCGCUUCACUAAUCCUGGGCAGGCAGCCAAAAACAGGAUCCAGCCUCCUUCCAACGUACUCCAUUUCUUCAAUGCUCCACCUUGUGUGACAGAGGAAAUAUUUCAAGAGGUUUGCGAGGAUUGUGAAUUGAAAGCUUUUAGAACUUUCAAGACAUUUACUGGGAAAUCCGACAGGAGUUUAUCCGGCUUGUUGGAGUGGGAAACUAAAAGCGAUGCUGUGGAAGCACUGACUGUCCUGAAUCACUACCAGAUGAAAAACACAAAUGGCCCAUAUCCAUACACCUUGAAACUCUGCUUUUCCACCAUGUCCCAUGCAUGAAGAUCCAACUAAAGUUUGAAGAGGAUUUUGAAUUAACACUUGUAGUCAACUUACACGGGCCGCUUCCAAAUAGUGAGAGAAACCUAGAUCUUUAGUGUCCUUCUUGCACCUAAUAAGUGGAAGAUAUUUUCUUUGUUCUGUUUAAAUUGUAUCAGUGUAAAAGUAGACAUUUAACUAAGUGUUCCUUUUCUCAGUAAUUUUCUUUGCAGUGUGUCAGUACUUAGAGCUUAAUGUUUAUGCAAGUGACCUUGUAAAUUAGAACUAUGCAAGUGGUUUAAAAAAAAACAUCUGCUUGAGGCAUAUUCACCAAUUUAAAGGCACUUUUCUCCAGUGACAUGAAACUAGGAUUAUCAUUCUUCGUGAAAUGUAGUUUGCAAGUUUGUUUUACUAUAAACUAAAUACAGGAGAGCUCUGUGUACUACAAACUGAAGUGCCAACAUAGUGAUUUUGAACACUAUACCUAUACUUGGUAUAUGUAUGGCUCGUUGCCACGUGUUAAUUCUUGCUGUGGUUCAGUAAUUCAUUAAACAAUUAUUACCAGGA
This is a messenger RNA of Carcharodon carcharias (great white shark), 2506 nucleotides long. Its product is annotated as heterogeneous nuclear ribonucleoprotein L-like. Gene Ontology annotation, cellular component: nucleus. Gene Ontology annotation, molecular function: mRNA binding. Gene Ontology annotation, biological process: mRNA processing; regulation of RNA splicing. The transcript is spliced from 13 exons. Bases 347 to 1963 code for a protein of 538 amino acids. Lineage: Eukaryota; Metazoa; Chordata; Chondrichthyes; Lamniformes; Lamnidae. The record is from RefSeq and is a predicted model, not a curated record.